AUGCCGCGCUCGCGGGGACCAGAGCCGGGGCGCUGCGGCUGCCCCGGAGGGAGGGCUGGCGGCGAAGCCGGGAUUUCAGCGCCGGUGCCGGGAGCCGGGAGCCGCUGGGGCCGCCCGCCGCCGCCGCCGACACCGACGCCGCCGCCGCUGCUGUGGCUGCUGGGCUGGGGGCUGCUCAGCGCCUCGGCCGCCGCGGGCCAGAACUGUACCUUCCAACUACAAGGUCCCAAUGGAACGGUGGAGAGCCCAGGCUUUCCAUACGGCUACCCCAAUUACGCCAACUGCACGUGGACCAUCACCGCAGAGGAGCAGCACAGGAUCCAGCUGGUGUUCCAGUCCUUUGCUCUGGAAGAGGACUUUGACGUCCUGUCGGUGUAUGACGGCCCGCCCCAACCAGAGAACCUGCGGACAAGGCUCACUGGCUUUCAACUGCCAGCUACUAUUGUCAGCAUGGCUACGACCCUGUCCCUGCGCCUCAUCAGUGACUAUGCGGUCAGCGCCCAGGGCUUUCACGCCAGCUAUGAAGUUCUCCCGAGCCACACGUGUGGGAACCCAGGCAGGCUGCCCAAUGGCAUCCAGCAAGGCGCGACCUUCAACCUGGGCGAUAAGGUUCGCUACAGCUGCAACCCGGGCUUCUUCCUGGAGGGCCACGCCGUGCUCACCUGCCACGCUGGCUCCGAGAACAGCGCCGCGUGGGACUUCCCUCUGCCCUCCUGCAGAGCUGAUGAUGCUUGUGGCGGGACCCUGCGGGGCCAGAGCGGCAUCAUCUCCAGCCCCCACUUUCCCUCGGAGUACCACAACAACGCCGACUGCACAUGGACCGUCCUGGCGGAGCUGGGGGACACCAUCGCCCUGGUCUUCAUUGAUUUCCAGCUGGAGGAUGGCUAUGACUUCCUGGAGGUCACAGGGACCGAAGGCGCCUCCCUCUGGUUCACGGGAGCCAGCCUCCCAGCCCCGGUCAUCAGCAGCAAGAACUGGCUCCGGCUGCACUUCACGUCCGACGGCAACCACCGACAGCGAGGCUUCAGUGCCCAGUACCAAGUCAAGAAGCAAAUCGAGCUGAAAUCUCGAGGCGUGAAGUUGAUGCCCAGCAAAGACAACAACCAGAAGACAUCUGUGUUAACUCAGGUUGGUGUGUCCCAAGGACAUAAUAUGUGUCCAGACCCUGGCAUACCUGAAAAGGGCAAAAGACUAGGCUCGGACUUCAGGUUAGGGUCCAGCGUCCAGUUCACCUGCAACGAGGGCUAUGACCUGCAAGGGUCCAAGCGGAUCACCUGCAUGAAAGUGAGCGACAUGUUUGCAGCCUGGAGCGACCACAGGCCAGUCUGCCGAGCCCGCAUGUGUGAUGCCCAUCUUCGAGGCCCCUCGGGCAUCAUCACCUCCCCCAAUUUCCCCAUUCAGUACGACAACAAUGCACAUUGUGUAUGGGUCAUCACGGCGCUCAACCCUGCCAAGGUGAUCAAGCUAGCCUUUGAAGAGUUUGAUCUGGAGAGGGGCUACGACACCCUGACCGUCGGGGACGGUGGGCAGGAUGGGGACCAGAAGACGGUUCUCUACAUCCUGACAGGGACAUCGGUCCCCGAUCUCAUCGUCAGUACCCACCAUCAGAUGUGGCUCCUCUUCCAGACAGAUGGCAGUGGCAGCUCCCUGGGAUUCAAGGCUUCCUAUGAAGAGAUCGAACAGGGCAGCUGUGGAGACCCUGGCAUUCCUGCCUACGGACGACGGGAAGGCUCUCGCUUUCGCCAUGGUGACACACUCAAGUUUGAGUGUCAACCUGCCUUUGAGCUGGUCGGGCAGAAAGCAAUCACGUGCCAAAAGAAUAACCAGUGGUCGGCUAAGAAGCCAGGCUGCGUGUUUUCCUGCUUCUUCAAUUUCACCAGCCCCUCGGGGGUCGUCCUGUCUCCCAACUACCCAGAGGACUACGGCAACCACCUCCACUGCGUCUGGCUCAUCCUGGCCCGCCCCGAGAGCCGCAUCCACCUGGCCUUCAAUGACAUCGAUGUGGAGCCUCAGUUCGACUUCCUGGUCAUCAAGGAUGGAGCCACUGCCGAGGCCCCUGUCCUGGGCACCUUCUCAGGAAACCAGCUCCCCUCCUCCAUCACCAGCAGUGGCCACGUAGCCCGUCUUGAGUUCCAGACUGACCACUCCACGGGGAAGAGGGGUUUUAACAUCACCUUCACCACCUUCAGACACAAUGAGUGCCCGGACCCUGGCGUUCCCGUUAACGGCAAGCGGUUUGGUGACAGCCUACAGCUGGGUAGCUCUAUCUCCUUCCUGUGCGACGAAGGCUUUCUUGGGACGCAAGGCUCUGAGACCAUCACCUGUGUCCUAAAAGAGGGCAGCGUGGUGUGGAACAGUGCUGUGCUGCGCUGUGAAGCUCCUUGUGGUGGUCACCUGACUGCACCUAGUGGCACCAUUCUCUCUCCUGGCUGGCCUGGCUUCUACAAGGAUGCCCUGAGCUGCGCCUGGGUGAUCGAAGCACAGCCCGGCUACCCCAUCAAAAUCACCUUCGACAGGUUUAAAACCGAAGUCAACUAUGACACUCUCGAAGUGAGAGAUGGGCGGACAUACUCAGCACCAUUGAUUGGAGUUUUCCACGGGACCCAGGUCCCCCAGUUCCUCAUUAGCACCAGCAACUACCUCUACCUCCUCUUCUCUACUGACAAGAGUCACUCAGACAUUGGCUUUCAGCUCCGCUAUGAGACUAUAACACUGCAGUCAGACCACUGUCUGGAUCCCGGCAUCCCUGUCAAUGGGCAGCGUCAUGGGAAUGACUUCUAUGUGGGAGCGCUGGUGACAUUCAGCUGCGACUCGGGCUACACGUUAAGUGACGGGGAGCCCCUGGAGUGUGAGCCAAAUUUCCAGUGGAGCAGGGCUCUGCCCAGCUGUGAAGCUCUCUGUGGUGGCUUCAUUCAAGGCUCCAGUGGCACCAUCUUGUCACCAGGGUUCCCUGACUUCUACCCCAACAACCUGAACUGCACCUGGGUUAUUGAAACAUCACAUGGCAAAGGUGUGUUCUUCACUUUCCACACUUUCCACCUGGAAAGCGGCCACGACUACCUUCUCAUCACCGAGAAUGGCAGCUUCACGCAGCCCCUGCGGCAGCUCACGGGCUCUCGGCUUCCAGCUCCCAUCAGCGCCGGGCUGUACGGCAACUUCACUGCCCAAGUCCGCUUCGUUUCCGAUUUCUCCAUGUCUUACGAAGGAUUCAACAUCACCUUCUCAGAGUAUGACUUGGAGCCCUGUGAGGAGCCGGAGGUCCCAGCCUACAGCAUCCGGAAGGGCUUGCAGUUUGGCGUGGGCGACACCUUGACCUUCUCCUGCUUCCCCGGGUACCGUCUGGAGGGCACGGCCCGCAUCACGUGCCUGGGGGGCAGACGGCGCCUGUGGAGCUCGCCUCUGCCAAGGUGUGUUGCUGAGUGUGGGAAUUCGGUCACAGGCACUCAGGGCACUUUGCUAUCUCCCAACUUUCCUGUGAACUACAAUAACAAUCACGAAUGCAUCUACUCCAUCCAGACGCAGCCAGGGAAAGGGAUUCAACUUAAAGCCAGGGCAUUCGAACUCUCUGAAGGAGACGUCCUCAAGGUCUAUGACGGCAGUAACAACUCCGCCCGCUUGCUGGGAGUCUUCAGCCGCUCUGAGAUGUUGGGGGUGGCUUUGAACAGCACAUCCAGCAGCCUGUGGCUCGACUUCAUCACGGAUGCAGAAAACACAAGCAGGGGCUUUGAACUGCAAUUUACUAGCUUCGAGCUCAUCAAAUGUGAGGACCCCGGAACCCCACAGUUUGGCUACAAGGUUCAUGAUGGAGGUCAUUUUGCAGGGAGCUCCGUGUCCUUCAGCUGUGACCCUGGCUACACCCUGCGGGGCAGCGAGGAACUGCUGUGUCUGAGUGGAGAGCGUAGGACCUGGGACCGGCCACUGCCCACCUGUGUCGCCGAGUGUGGAGGAACAGUGAGAGGAGAGGUGUCUGGGCAGGUGCUGUCGCCUGGGUAUCCAGCUCCCUACGAGCACAAUCUGAACUGCAUCUGGACCAUCGAAGCCGAUGAUGGCUGCACCAUUGGGCUCCACUUCCUGGUGUUCGACACAGAGGAGGUUCAUGACGUGCUGCGCAUCUGGGACGGGCCCGUGGAGAGCGGGGUUCUGCUGAAGGAGCUGAGCGGCCCGCAGCUGCCCAAGGACCUGCACAGCACCUUCAGCUCGGUUGUUCUGCAGUUCAGCACGGACUUCUUCACCAGCAAGCAGGGCUUUGCCAUCCAGUUCUCAGUGUCCACAGCAACGUCCUGCAACGACCCUGGGGUCCCACAGAACGGAAGCCGGAGCGGCGACAGCUGGGAAGCGGGCGACUCCACCGUGUUCCAGUGUGACCCCGGCUACGCGCUGCAGGGCAGCUCAGAAAUCAGCUGUGUGAGGAUCGAGAACAGAUUCUUCUGGCAGCCCAGCCCGCCCACGUGCACCGCUCCCUGUGGGGGAGACCUAACUGGACCCUCAGGAGUCAUCCUGUCACCCAACUACCCAGAGCCCUACCCACCAGGCAAGGAGUGUGACUGGAAAGUGACCGUCUCGCCAGACUACGUCAUCGCCCUGGUAUUUAACAUCUUUAACCUGGAGCCUGGCUACGACUUCCUGCACAUCUACGACGGCCGGGACUCGCUCAGCCCUCUCAUAGGCAGCUUCUAUGGCUCCCAGCUGCCAGGCCGCAUUGAAAGCAGCAGCAACAGCCUCUUCCUUGCCUUCCGCAGCGACGCUUCUGUGAGCAACGCGGGCUUCGUCAUUGACUACACAGAAAACCCACGAGAGUCAUGUUUUGACCCUGGUUCCAUCAAGAAUGGCACGCGGGUGGGGUCCGACCUGAAGUUGGGCUCCUCGAUCACCUACUACUGUCACGCGGGCUACGAGGUUGAGGGCACCCCCACCCUGAGCUGCGUCCUGGGGCCCGACGGGAAGCCCGCAUGGAACAACGCAAGGCCAGUCUGCACAGCUCCCUGUGGUGGACAGUAUGUGGGUUCAGACGGAGUGGUCUUGUCCCCCAACUACCCCCAGAACUACACCAGCGGACAGAUCUGCUUAUAUUUUGUCACUGUGCCCAAGGACUAUGUGGUAUUUGGCCAGUUCGCCUUCUUCCACACGGCCCUCAACGACGUAGUGGAGGUACAUGAUGGCCACAGCCAGCACUCUCGGCUCCUCAGCUCACUCUCGGGCUCCCACACAGGAGAGUCACUGCCAUUGGCCACCUCCAAUCAAGUUCUCAUUAAGUUCAGCGCCAAAGGCCAAGCACCAGCCAGGGGUUUCCACUUUGUCUACCAAGCGGUGCCCCGAACCAGCGCCACACAGUGCAGCUCGGUGCCAGAACCCCGCUAUGGCAAGAGGCUGGGCAGUGACUUCUCAGUGGGAGCCACCAUCCGCUUCGAAUGCAACUCCGGCUACGCCCUGCAGGGCUCCCCAGAAAUCGAGUGCCUUCCUGUGCCAGGGGCCUUGGCCCAGUGGAAUGUCUCUGCACCAACCUGUGUGGUGCCAUGUGGCGGCAACCUCACUGAGCGCAGGGGCACCAUUCUGUCCCCUGGCUUCCCAGAGCCCUACCUCAACAGCCUCAACUGCGUGUGGAAGAUCAUGGUUCCUGAAGGUGCUGGCAUCCAGAUUCAAGUCAUCAGCUUUGUUACAGAGCAGAACUGGGACUCUCUAGAAGUGUUUGAUGGAGCAGAUAACACUGUAACCAUGCUGGGGAGUUUCUCAGGAACAACCGUCCCUGCCCUUCUGAACAGCACCUCCAACCAGCUCUACCUCCACUUCUACUCGGACAUCAGCGUGUCUGCCGCCGGCUUCCACUUGGAGUACAAAACCGUGGGCCUCAGCAGUUGCCCUGAACCCGCCGUGCCCAGUAACGGAGUGAAGAGCGGGGAGCGCUACUUGGUGAAUGACGUGGUCUCUUUCCAGUGUGAGCCAGGAUAUGCCCUCCAGGGCCACGCCCACAUCUCCUGCAUGCCCGGAACUGUACGGCGGUGGAACUACCCUCCCCCACUCUGCAUUGCGCAGUGUGGGGGCGCCAUAGACGAGCUGGAGGGGGUGAUCCUGAGCCCCGGCUUCCCAGGCAACUACCCCAGCAACAUGGACUGUUCCUGGAAGAUCGUGCUGCCUGUGGGCUUUGGAGCUCACAUCCAGUUCCUGAACUUCUCCACGGAGCCCAACCACGACUUCAUAGAGAUCCGGAGCGGCCCCUCCGAGAGCAGCCGCAUGAUGGGCAGGUUCAGCGGGAGCGAGCAGCCGGGCUCCCUGCUCUCCACGUCCCAUGAGACCAUCGUGCACUUCCACAGCGACCACUCUCAGAACCGGCCGGGAUUCAAGCUUGAGUACCAGGCCUAUGAACUUCAAGAGUGCCCAGACCCAGAGCCCUUUGCCCAUGGCAUCGUGAGGGGAGCUGGCUAUAAUGUUGGACAAUCUGUGACCUUCGAAUGCCUCCCAGGAUAUCAGCUGUCCGGCUAUCCUGUCCUCACAUGUCAACAUGGCACCAACAGGAACUGGGAUCACCCCCUGCCCAGGUGUGAAGUCCCCUGUGGCGGAAACAUCACCUCUUCCAAUGGCACCGUGUACUCCCCUGGGUAUCCCAGCCCAUACUCCAGCUCCCAGGACUGCGUCUGGCUGAUCACCGUGCCCGUGGGUCAUGGUGUCCUUCUCAACCUCAGCCUGCUGCAGACGGAGCCCUCCGGAGACUUCAUCACCGUCUGGGAUGGGCCAUUGCAGACAUCUCUUCAGCUUGGCGUCUUCACCCGAAGCUUGGCUAAGAAGACAAUGUACAGCUCCACCAACCAGGUCCUGCUCAAGUUCCACCGCGAUGUGGCCGCUGGCGGGAUCUUCGCCAUCACCUUCUCCGCUUAUCCGCUCACCAAGUGUCCGCCCCCCACCAUCCUGCCCAACGCUGAAGUGGUCACAGAGAACGAGGAAUUCAACAUAGGUGACAUCGUCCGCUACAGGUGCCUUCCCGGCUUUACCUUAGUGGGGAACGAAAUCCUCACCUGCAAACUUGGAACAUACCUGCAGUUUGAAGGCCCACCUCCAAUAUGCGAAGUGCAAUGCCCGACGAAUGAGCUUAUGACAGACUCCACGGGCGUGAUCCUGAGCCAGAGCUACCCCGGAAGCUACCCGCAGUUCCAGACCUGCUCUUGGCUGGUGAGAGUGGAGCCAGAGUACAACAUCUCCAUCACAGUGGAGUACUUCCUCAGCGAGAAGCAGUACGAUGAGUUUGAAAUCUUUGAUGGUCCCUCAGGGCAAAGUCCCCUGCUGAAAGCCCUCAGUGGGAACUACUCAGCUCCUCUGAUUGUCACCAGCUCCAGCAACAGCGUGUACCUGCGCUGGUCAUCAGACCACGCCUACAACCGGAAGGGCUUCAAGAUCCGGUAUUCAGCUCCUUACUGCAGCCUGCCCAAGGCUCCGCCCCAUGGCUUCAUCCUGGGCCAGACCACCACCCAGCCCGGAGGCUCCAUCCACUUCGGCUGUGAUGCAGGCUACCGCUUGGUGGGACACAGCAUGGCCAUCUGUACCAGGCACCCUCAGGGCUAUCACCUGUGGAGCGAGGCCAUUCCUCUCUGUCAAGCUCUUUCCUGUGGUCUUCCCAAUGCUCCCAAGAAUGGAAUGGUAUUCGGCAAGGAGUACACAGUGGGGACCAAGGCUGUGUACAGCUGCAAUGAAGGCUACCACCUCCAGGCUGGUGCCGAGGCCACCGCAGAGUGUCUGGAAACGGGCCUGUGGAACAACCGCAAUGUGCCCCCACAGUGUGUCCCUGUGACCUGUCCUGAUGUCAGCAGCGUCAGUGUGGAGCAUGGCCGAUGGAGGCUCAUCUUUGAGACCCAGUACCAGUUCCAGGCCCAGCUGAUGCUCAUCUGUGACCCUGGCUACUACUACACUGGUCAGAGGGUCAUCCGCUGUCAGGCCAAUGGCAGAUGGAGCCUGGGGGACUCUAUGCCCACCUGUCAAAUCAUCUCCUGUGGAGAACUCCCCACACCCCCCAGUGGGCACCGUAUUGGAACACUGUCUGUCUACGGAGCGACCGCCAUCUUCUCCUGCAAUUCCGGGUACACGCUGGUGGGCUCCAGGGUGCGGGAGUGCAUGGCCAAUGGACUCUGGAGUGGCUCAGAAGUCCGUUGCCUCGCUGGACACUGUGGAGCUCCUGAGCCCGUCGUGAACGGACACAUCAACGGAGAGAACUACAACUACCGGGGCAGCGUGGUGUACCAGUGCGGCGCCGGCUUCCGCCUCAUCGGCAUGUCCGUGCGCAUCUGCCAGCAGGACCACCGCUGGUCGGGCAAGACCCCUUUCUGUGUGCCAAUCACCUGCGGGCACCCAGGCAACCCCAUCAACGGUCUCACCCAGGGCAGUCAGUUCAACCUCAAUGACGUCGUCAAGUUUGUUUGCAACCCUGGGUACAUAGCCGAGGGGGCUGCUCGGUCCCAAUGCCUGGCCAAUGGGCAAUGGAGUGACACGCUGCCCACCUGCAGAAUCAUGAAUUGUACAGACCCUGGACAUCAAGAAAAUAGCGUCAGACAAGUCCACACCAACAGUCCACACAGGUUCAGCUUCGGGACUACUGUGUCCUACCAGUGCAACCCUGGCUUCUACCUCCUGGGCACUCCCGCACUCAGCUGCCAGGGCGAUGGCACGUGGGACCGGCCCCGCCCCCAGUGUCUCUUGGUGUCCUGCGGCCAUCCGGGCUCCCCGCCUCAUUCCCAGAUGUCUGGAGACAGCUAUACGGUGGGGGCAGUCGUGCGUUACAGCUGCACCGGCAAGCGGACUCUGGUGGGAAACGCCACCCGCAUGUGUGGGCUGGAUGGGCACUGGACUGGCUCCCUUCCCCACUGCUCAGGAAGCAGCACGGGAGUGUGUGGCGACCCAGGGAUCCCAGCCCACGGCAUCCGCCUUGGGGACAGCUUCGUCCCCGGCAGCCUGAUGCGCUUCAGCUGCGAACCUGGCCACGUGCUCAGGGGGUCACCGGAACGAACCUGCCAAGCCAACGGCUCAUGGAGUGGCACACAGCCUGAGUGUGGAGUGAUCUCCUGCGGGAACCCUGGGACUCCAAGCAAUGCUCGAGUCGUGUUCAGCGACGGCCUGGUGUUCUCCAGCUCCGUCGUCUAUGAGUGUCGGGAAGGGUACUACGCCACGGGCCUGCUCAGCCGGCACUGCUCGGUCAAUGGCACCUGGACAGGCAGUGACCCCGAGUGCACAGUCAUAAACUGCGGUGACCCUGGGAUCCCGGCCAACGGCCUCCGCUUGGGCAAUGACUUCAGGUACAACAAAACCGUAACAUACCAGUGUGUCCCUGGAUACGUGAUGGAGUCACACAGAGUGUCGGUGCUGAGCUGCACCAAGGACCGAACAUGGAAUGGAACCAAGCCAGUCUGCAAAGCCAUCAUGUGCAAGUCACCUCAGGCCAUCCCCAACGGGAAGGUGGUGGGAUCUGACUUCAUGUGGGGCUCCAGCGUGACCUACGCCUGUCUAGAAGGGUACCAGCUCUCCCUGCCCGCGGUGCUCACCUGCGAGGGAAACGGAUCGUGGACUGGAGAGCUGCCCCAGUGCUUCCCUGUGUUCUGCGGAGACCCCGGGGUCCCACCCCGUGGGAGGAGAGAGGACCGUGGUUUCUCCUACAGGUCAUCUGUGUCCUACUCCUGUCUUCCCCCGCUGGUCCUGGUGGGCUCCCCACGGAGGUUUUGCCAGUCCGACGGGACAUGGAGUGGCACACAGCCCAGCUGCAUAGAUCCCACGCUGACCACGUGCACAGACCCCGGCAUGCCACAGUUUGGGAUGCAGAACAACUCCCAAGGCUACCAGGUUGGAAGCACCGUGCUCUUCCGUUGUCAGAAAGGUUACCUGCUUCAGGGCUCUACCUCCCGAACCUGUCUCCCCAACCUGACCUGGAGCGGAACCCCACCGGACUGUGUCCCCCACCACUGCAAGCAACCGGAGACCCCCACACACGCCAACGUCGGGGCCCUGGACCUGCCCUCCAUGGGCUACACACUCAUCUACUCCUGCCAGGAGGGCUUCUCGCUCAAGGGCGGCUCAGAGCACCGCACCUGCAAAGCGGAUGGCAGCUGGACCGGCAAGCCCCCUGUCUGCCUGGCAGAGGUCCGGCCCAGUGGGAGACCCAUCAACACUGUCCGGGAGCCUCCACUCACCCAAGCCUCAGUUCCCGGGGAUGUGUUUGCCAAGAACUCUCUCUGGAAAGGGGCCUACGAGUACCAGGGGAAGAAGCAGCCAGCCAUGCUGAGAGUGACUGGCUUCCAGGUCACCAACAGCAAGGUCAAUGCCACCAUGAUUGACCACAGUGGCGUGGAGCUGCACUUGGCUGGAAAUUACAAGAAAGAAGAUUUCCACCUCCUGCUCCAGGUCUACCAGAUUACGGGGCCUGUGGAGAUCUUUGUGAAUAAGUUCAAAGAUGAUCACUGGGCUUUAGAUGGUCAUGUCUCCUCGGAGUCUUCUGGAGGCACCUUCGUCUACCAGGGCUCUGUCAAGGGCCAAGGCUUCGGGCAGUUCGGCUUUCAGAGGCUCGACCUCAGGCUGUUGGAGUCCGACCCCGAGUCCAUCGGCCGCCACUUUGCUUCCAACAGCAGCUCGGUGGCGGCCGCCAUCCUGGUGCCUUUCAUCGCCCUCAUCAUCGCGGGCUUCGUGCUUUACCUCUACAAGCACAGGAGAAGACCCAAAGUUCCAUUCAACGGCUACGCGGGCCACGAGAACACAAAUGUUCGGGCCACGUUUGAGAACCCCAUGUAUGACCGCAACAUCCAGCCCACAGACAUCAUGGCCAACGAGGCAGAGUUCACAGUCAGCACGCUCCCCAGGGGGGCAGGCAGGAGCUCCCCUGAGCACAGCGCCCAGUGCCCAUCUUCGUCUGUCUCUCCGCCUGUGUCUGCCACUGCUGGGACUCGGGCCCUCGCUCGCUCUGCCACCAUCUGUGCCCGCCACCCUGGAGAGGAAGGACUCUACUAUGCCCUGGCUUGGGGCAAUAAAGGAAGAAGGGCUGCAGAUGGAGGGAAGCAGUUUAUGGAAUUGAAAUAGCAAAUCACCUUGUGGGUGUGCAUAUGUGUGCAUGGGCCCAAGCACGCACCUCUCCUUCAUUGUGUCCCAUGGAAGAGACCACAGAGGCCUAUAAAAGGGAAGUUGUAUGUGCACGGAAGAUGCCCCAGGUUCUGUCCCCCACAAACACAUGACAUGACAAGGGGCACCGUCAGCUCUCAGACCGACAUGUCCCCCGCCCCAUGUGUGAGGACACUGUGAACACAUCAACAGGAUGUAUCCCACGGGGGUCGGUAUGCAGAAGCCCAUUGUCUAUAAGUAUGGUCUCAUCUGCAUAGUCACUGCAAGGAUUACCCAGAGGGCAGAAGAAAAAAAAAAUCUUCAGAAACAGUUCCUCCGUAAUCUUUUUUUUUUUUUUUUAGCCAUGAUUGCUUUGAGUUUUAAACCCAGUGAAUUUCAAAAGUCAUUUGGAUCCUGGGUAGCUUAAAUGAAAAGAAAGAUUAGCCAGCCUGGAAAGGCAGGAAUCUAGCUUAGGAUCCCAGGGUCACACCUGGCUGUCAGCUGACCAAGAAAAGAGAAAACUUUUCUUGGCCCAGACAGCAGACAUUAAAAGGCCUGGGGAGCAAGCCAGCCCCAGCUCCAAAAGAUGAUGGCCACCAUUUGCUGGUGUCUUCUCUGUGCCUGACACUUUAUAUGUAUUGUUUCUGGCCUGUUAAACAUCACCAAAGUAGGAUUUGUUCUUCCCACUUUAUGGAUGAGGAAAUGGAGGUCAGGGACGAUAGAGUCAUGAGCAGCAGAGUGAGGGCGUGUGAAGCAAGGAUUCCAUCCCAAAUUUCUCUGACUUCCCCCCGCCCAAAAGUCUACUGUACCAACUGCCAGAAACCCAGGCCUACCUAGAAGGGGCACCAAAGACAAGAGAGCAUCUCAGCAGGUGCACCGUAGCGGGUUCUGGCCAGACAGGAAACACCUGUGUCCAAUACAGGCUCUGUUCACUACGCCUGCGCAGCACCAGGUCAAGGGACCCAUCCAUCCAGCCUCCCUGAAUCGGUGCUGACCCCUUGGCUCCCAGAGACCCUUGACCCCACCAGACAAAGGUCCCAGCAGCUCCCAGAUCAGAAGAACGCAGCGGAAGCCACUCUACCCGGCUCCUCGCACAUGGCUCGGACUUACUUGAGCAGUGUCACCUCUUUGGGUUAUUAAUGUGUUCCAUCUGAGUAUCGUUGGGAAGCAUAUGAGUGUAAGAAUUGACAUAUGCUGUUUAGAUCUGUUUUCUCUGUCCUUGGGAAAGUCCCCCCAGCCUGACACCCCGACGUCCAUGUGACAUGCCAGCCAUGUUCAUAUGGCAGCAUAUUAAAAUAGCAAACAGAAAUGAGUGGGAGCAGAGGGGCAGGGCCACCUGGUUCAUACUCCAGUUGUAGUAACAAUUAAAAAGAUCUAAUCAAAUGCUAUUAAGAUGGGCUAAAAGCAGAUGCAGUAGAGACUGUCAAUGGCAGGAGCCCACUCGUGCCCACACGCCCUCUGGGACUCAGCAUCCCUGGGGAGGUGGGAGAGGACCAGUCCAGACAAAUACACUCACAUUCAUUUCUUUCUGUCCCUGAAAAAAAAAAAUUCCCAGGAAGCUCUGCUGCUCCUUCCCCUCCUCACACAGACCACCCAGUGGACUGCACCCCCCAGACCCCGCCCUGGCCCUGCCUCCACUCCCUCCCCCGCGUCUUCUUGGAAAGUUCUGCCAGGCACAAGAGGAGCACAGGCCUGGGGGGCGGGCUCGCUGCUGUGCACCGCAUCUCUGGCACUUUCUCUCCACCUCCAGAGGCUCAGAAGGGACCAGACAGAUCCCCUUUGCCUGUCAUUCAUAUCAUGUUCCCACUCACCUCCAUCCCAUGAGGAGAAAAAAAAAAAAGGAAAACAAAAACAAAACAAAAAAAUCUUUUGUACAGAGAUAUAUUUUUAUUAUACAAAGUUUGUACAGUACCAAAAAAGAAAGAAAAAAAAGGUGUAAAUUUUUUUUCAUUAUUGUAGGUAAAUGGUAGUGGAAGCCUUUUUUUGUAAAUGUAAUAAAAUGUAUAAAUAUGGUUUUCAGAAAACAUCAAGUGCUGUAAAUAUGUAAUCUACACACCUUCUUGGCUUGUCUGCAGUAUAUACAUUUAAUUUAUCUCUCUCUGUAUAGGAGGCUUCCCCUGGGGUUCUGCAUAUGGUACUUUCCUGAAUUUGAAAGCAAUUUUAAAUUUUUUGAAUUCAAAUAAAAUAUAAAUUUUUGCA
Jaculus jaculus (lesser Egyptian jerboa) is the source of this 13257-nucleotide messenger RNA. RefSeq names its product CUB and Sushi multiple domains 2 (gene Csmd2). The record is from RefSeq and is a predicted model, not a curated record. Lineage: Eukaryota; Metazoa; Chordata; Mammalia; Rodentia; Dipodidae. The transcript is spliced from 71 exons. Bases 1 to 11040 code for a protein of 3679 amino acids.